AUGGCAGAUCCUCUCAGCAUCGCAGCAUCGGUGCUUGCCAUUGCGACAGCCGGAUACAAGACAUCUGUGUCUCUCUACACCCUUUCAGAGACGGUAACUACUGCGAGCCAGCGUGUCGAGAGCAUUGCAAGCGAUGUUGGCAGCACAGUCAGUAUUCUGAACCAGCUACGCGACCUAAUUAUCCCGGAACACGGACCGCAUGGCACUCGCACAACUAUCUUCAACUCAACAGCUCUUCGAGAUAUCUCAACAGCGAUCAGGCACUGUCAGCAUGUGUUUAAACAAAUCCAUCGUUAUUUGCAGCGCGCGACUAAACAGAUCAAGGCGCAGUCACUUACACCAACUACGAAGAUCCAGCUGUCAACUUCGGAGAAGGCAAAAUGGCCAUUCUUACAGCCGCAGUUUACUGAACUGAGGAACGACUUGCGGGACUCGAAAAGCAAUCUUUUACUCAUGGUUACAGUAGCGCAUCUGGCCAUAACACAAAAGGGAGGUCGAAGGCGGAACAUAAAUGAGGAAGAAGAGGCUGAGCUGAGAACUACCAUCAUUCGCUUACAACGCACUGAGGCCGCUGAGGUGCAAAGCAUUAUAAGCGACUUGAGUGAAGAAGAUAUUAGCACGAUGAAGAGACUCCUUCGGAAAGUACGUGGGCUGAGACCAUCAAAAGAUGGGAAAGAAACGCCAAAACCACCAACAAGGAGUCUUGGGAAGAAAGCGGAGGAAGGAAGUCGUGACGUUGCUGUUUCUCCAAAAACGGCUUCAAGUAAUUUUCAAGAAGUGCCAGAGGACGAAGAAUUGCCUGUUGUCAGUGGUAGCCGACGAAAGACACAGAAAAGAGUGGUUUCAAGGAAUCGAAAGUCCAGCGAUUCGAGCGUUCAGCAGACUCAGCCGCAUCUAGCAGAUGAGGAACCAGAUACUGUACCUGAGAAGCGUUCGUCGAACUACAAAGUGGCAUUGGAUCGUGGGGCUGAAGAUGUGACCUCAGUUAAGCAGAAGCCAGUAGAGCUUCAGGCCGAAUCUGUAACGAAAAUGCCAGAGGACCGUCCGGACUCCCAGGUUCCGGUAGAUGUCCCUAAGAUUGCAUUGGAGACAAGCAUGGAAAGUGCGACAAUAGGAGCAAAGCUUGUACCUAGUACUUCGACGCCAGAAACGAAAGACAGACACAGUGUGGGCAAGUCAGAUAGCGCAUCACCUGGGCCACUUCAGAAGUCUCAUCCUGCCCUAAUCGAGAAUCCAGACUCGAUCGCCCAACCUAUUCCAAAACUUGACUCAUCCAGUGAUACUAAAGAGUUGGCUCGCUUGAUCGGCGAAGAGUUGAUGGCGGCUUUUGAAGAGAAUAAUCGGCAGAAAGAGAUCCCAGAAGAUGUGGAAAUACAAGAGGAGGUACAGGAUGAAGACGAACCACUGCAUGCAUGGGUCUCCAAUUAUUCCGGUAACUUGAAUGCAGAGGUUCUGCCUCUCCCGAUUUCGGAGGCUGAUAUCCAAAGCCUGAUAGACAAUCGGAAAGGAGAAGACUAUAGCUUGCUCGGAGCCUUAAGCAAGCUGAAUACCAUACAGCGCCGAAUGAUAUUACAACAGGUCAAGAGGUUGGAACUAACGCUAUAUUUCGUCGAUACAUGGGCGAAGGAGAAUGUUAGUACAUCUUUUGGGGAUUUAGAAAUCGUUCUCGUUCUUUGGGUCGCAAAAGGCCAUCCGCGAUACGGACUACCACCCGCUGCUGGCGGGAGAAAUCGUAUCAUGCCAGGAAUUCCACAACAAAUGAUGCAAAAUCAACAGGCUUCAUACCCAGGUCAACUGCCACCGCUGCAAUCACAAAGUCAUCCUCCUAUCCAAGGUCAUGGUCAGACGCGUGCUCAUUCAUGGGCUCCAGCUCCGCAAUCGUUUCCUGGUCCUAAUAUGGGUGCGACAAUGCCAAACCGGCAUAUGGUGGGAGCGCCAACGCCACCACCACCACCUCCCCCAAUGCCCGGGCACGGCGCGCCGAUUGACUAUGUAUCCGCUAGUCAAUUUAAGAAGCAGAAGAAGUUCAAGAUGCAUCGCAGCUUAUCUGAGUCAUCUUUAGAGAGUGAAAGCUCGUGGGGAGACGAGUCUGAGGACUCCAGCUUUGUCAACAUCGAGGACGAUGAUCGUAUCGAUGCUGGUCGACGCGAACGUGGACGUCAACGACAGUUCAAGAAGCCGAAGAAGAGCCAGAAACAACGCUCACUCAGCAAAGCUAGAGGCACUAAUCGCAGAAGAAGCCAUAGUCGUCCACGAAAACCCAUCGUCGACCGAUACACCAAGAAAGCGUCACAGAGACCUCGAGACAGCGAGCCAAUGGUUGAGGACUGCUUCGAUGGAUAUAGUUCAACUUCAUCUGCUACCACAUGGAAUCCUGAGAUAUCGGCGCCGCCACGACGCUUCGGCAUGGCUCUGCGUGCAAAGACUGUAAAGAGUAAAGAACGCAGACAGAGACAAUCAGAAGCUGUGGCAAAAACGAGAAGAGAAGAUGAUGCAGUCGUUGACAAUUUAUUGGCCAAAUGGACGUCGUAG
Alternaria postmessia is the source of this 2532-nucleotide messenger RNA. RefSeq lists its product as uncharacterized. The transcript has a single exon. Gene Ontology annotation, biological process: regulation of DNA-templated transcription. The record is from RefSeq and is a predicted model, not a curated record. The coding region runs from base 1 to 2532 and encodes 843 amino acids. NCBI's taxonomy places the organism in Eukaryota, Fungi, Ascomycota, Dothideomycetes, Pleosporales, Pleosporaceae.